UCAUGACUGACAGCCUUAAUACUCCCGAGAAAAAAGCAGAGACACUCCGCUGGUUACAGGGAUUUCAUGCCGCAUCUGACUCGCUCGACAGCACAGAAUUUGUUCAAAACUACUUUACGGAGGACGCAGUUGUUCAGUUUGGCAACAAUCCAGUUGUGAAAGCCCAUGGACCUUUCAUUGAGAUCCAAAGCCAACGAUUGAAAGUUUUGGAAAGCAUGAGCCAUGAAGUUGUAUCGUUUGAUAUUCUACCUGACAAGAUCUAUCAGGUUGCAAGCGUUACCUACAAAGUGAAGAACGACCCAUCAGGCGAGGCUAUUGUCAUCCCAGGUCUUGCUGUUUUCUAUAAAGCUCUAGAAGACAGCAAGAUCAACAGAUUUGAAGUGUACAUCGAUAUUUCACCCGUUUUUAAAAGGGCACAAGAGAUAGCUGCCGUUGCUUCUCAAGUUUAAUGUGCCCAAAUGGUCCAUUAUGAUUAGGAAACGAAUCAAAACGAUGACUAUGAUUAGCAAUUGUCGAUAAAGAACUUGUACCGUUUGAUAUCUCAGUACGUAAUCACAUAGCCAUUCGACGAUACAACAUACUUUAGCUAUGGCGUAUAGUGACUAUUUAUCGUAUAAUAAAAAAUGUUAUUGAAGCAGUG
This is a messenger RNA of Umbelopsis ramanniana AG, 640 nucleotides long. RefSeq lists its product as uncharacterized. The annotation marks the transcript as partial. The transcript is spliced from 2 exons. The record is from RefSeq and is a predicted model, not a curated record. Lineage: Eukaryota; Fungi; Mucoromycota; Umbelopsidomycetes; Umbelopsidales; Umbelopsidaceae.